Molecule: messenger RNA, 906 nt
Organism: Talpa occidentalis (Iberian mole)
Lineage: Eukaryota; Metazoa; Chordata; Mammalia; Eulipotyphla; Talpidae
Gene: STX19
Product: syntaxin 19
Exons: 1
Coding region: 14-895 (293 amino acids)
Biological process (GO): exocytosis; intracellular protein transport; synaptic vesicle fusion to presynaptic active zone membrane
Cellular component (GO): plasma membrane; synaptic vesicle; endomembrane system
Molecular function (GO): SNARE binding; SNAP receptor activity
Source: RefSeq, a predicted model, not a curated record
GAGGAAAGGAAAGAUGAAAGACCGACUUCAAGAACUAAAGCAGAGAACAAAGGAAAUUGAACUCUCUAGAGACAAGCAGGUGUCAACCAUAGAAGCAGAACAAGGGGUGUUUCUGCAGCAAGCUGUUGUUUAUGAAAGAGAACCUGUAGCUGAGAGACACCUGCAGGAGAUCCAAAAACUACAGGAGAGUAUUAACAACCUGACAGAUGAUGUUCAAAAAUUUGGGCAGCAACAAAAAAGUCUGAUGGGUUCCAUGAGAAGGUUUAGUUUACUUAAGAGAGAAUCCAGCAUUACAAAGGAGAUAAAAAUCCAAGCAGAACACAUUAAUAGAGGUUUAGAUGAUUUAGUGAAAGAAGUUAAAAAGUCAGAGACUGAAAAUGGUCCAUCAUCAGUGAUCACAAGAAUACUUAAAUCUCAGCAUACUGCCAUGUUCCGCCAUUUCCAGCAAACUAUGUUUAUAUAUAAUGACACAAUAGCAGCAAAGCAAGAGAAGUGCAAGACAUUUAUUUUCCGUCAGCUUGAAGUUGCUGGAAAAGAAGUACCUGAAGAAGAAGUAAAUGAUAUGCUUCACCAAGGGAAAUGGGAAGUUUUUAAUGAGAGUAUACUUACAGAAAUCAAUAUCACUAAAGCACAACUCUCAGAGAUUGAACAGAGACACAAGGAACUUGUUAAUUUGGAGAACCAAAUAAAGGAAUUGAAAGAACUUUUCAUUCAGAUAUCUCUUUUAGUAGAGGAACAAGGAGAACACAUCAACAAUAUUGAAAUGGUAGUGAAUGACACAAAAGAAUAUGUUAACACUACUAAAGAGAAAUUUGGACUGGCUGUCAAAUACAAAAAGAGAAAUCCUUGCAGGGCAUUGUGCUGUUGGUAUUGUCCACGGUGUAGUCCAAAAUAAAGAAAUAUUUU